This is a messenger RNA of Zophobas morio, 3702 nucleotides long. Its product is annotated as 116 kDa U5 small nuclear ribonucleoprotein component-like. Gene Ontology annotation, molecular function: GTP binding; GTPase activity; U5 snRNA binding. NCBI's taxonomy places the organism in Eukaryota, Metazoa, Arthropoda, Insecta, Coleoptera, Tenebrionidae. Gene Ontology annotation, cellular component: cytosol; U4/U6 x U5 tri-snRNP complex; U2-type catalytic step 2 spliceosome. The transcript has 30 exons. The record is from RefSeq and is a predicted model, not a curated record. Gene Ontology annotation, biological process: mRNA splicing, via spliceosome. Bases 19 to 3702 code for a protein of 1227 amino acids.
UUGCAGUAUUUGUUUCUUAUGGAUGGUAAUGAUUUAUACGAUGAGUUUGGGAACUAUAUUGGACCCGCUCUGGAGUCGGAGGAGUCUUCUCCCGAAGAAACUGAAACUGAUGCUACAAACGCUUGGAGAGAAUUACAAGGUGGAGAUGAAGAGACUUCUAGAAUGGAAGAAAUAGAGAGUGAAGAUGUUAUUCAGGUUGAGAGCAACGCCAUUAUUCUUCAUGAGGACAAAAAAUAUUAUCCGGAGGCUAGCGAAAUAUAUGGAGAGGGAGUGGAAACACUUGUGCAGGAGGAAGAUACUAUGGAUCUUGAGGAACCUAUUGUACUACCCAUUAAAUCCUCGAAGUAUGCUUAUUCUGAGAAAGAGCUUCCGGAGACCACUUACAGCAAAGAGUUUCUUGCCGAUAUGAUUGAUAAUCCUAAUCUAAUUCGCAACGUUGCUCUAGUCGGCGCUCUUCAUUCUGGAAAAACUACUUUUGUAGACUGUCUCAUCCAGCAGACUCACCACUUGCCUCACUAUUUUAACCAAGACGAAGGUUUAUAUCAGAGUAGAUAUGCCGAUAAACUUUUUACAGAACAGGAGCGGGGCCUGAGCAUUAAGUGCACACCUUUAAGCUUAAUCUUACAGAAUUCAAUUGAUAAGUCUUACGUUAUCAACAUCUUAGAUACGCCCGGCCACGUCAACUUCAUUGAUGAGGCCGCAGCUGCCAUGCGUGCUUGUGACGGUGUUGUCGUAGUGGUUGAUGCUAUCGACGGUGUUAUGGCCAAUACUGAAAACCUUAUUCGCCAUGCCCUGCAAGAACGACUGGCCAUCACACUGUGCAUAAACAAAAUUGAUAGACUUAUUUUAGAGUUGAAGUUACCACCUAACGAUGCUUACUUUAAAUUAAAACUUAUUGUUGACGAGGUCAACAACGUCCUUAUGCUUGCUGGAAGUGAGAAGAAACUUGUCUCCCCGUACCUGGGCAAUGUGGUCUUCGCCAGCAGUAAAAGCAAUUGGUCGUUUACUUUGCGCUCUUUUGCAAGCCUUUAUGCCUCCCUGCAUGGGAUCGAUAUGGAGAUGGAAGAGUUUGCUAGGCGGCUCUGGGGGGACGUUUACUUCAACGCCAAGACGCGAACCUUCUCUAGAAAGCCUCCACAUGCAGAUGUCAAACGCACUUUUGUGGAGUUUAUACUGAUGCCUUUGUACAAACUGUACUCUCAGGUCAUGGGAGAAGCUGACUUUGGUUUAGUGUCCACUUUGGAAGAACUUGGCGUUAAACUGACUAAAGCGGAAUGUCGUGCAAGCAUAAAAACUUUGCUGCGAAUAGUCUUAUCACGAUUUUUUGGCCCGCACUGCGGUUUUGUUGAUAUGCUUGCCAGCCACAUUCCGUCGCCCUCUCAGAAUGCAGAGCAGUUAAUUCGGCGCAUUUAUAAAGGGGACUUGAACACGAGGACCGCCCUGGGGAUGCUUUGUUGCGAUCCGGAAGCCCCCCUUAUGAUCUAUAUAGUGAAAUUGUUUCCAAGCGACGAUGCCACUCACUUUUACGCGUUUGGCCGGAUAAUGAGCGGAACCGUAGAAACUGGUCAAAAGGUCAGAGUCUUGGGCGAGAAGUAUACGCUUGAGGAUGAGGAAGAUAUGAAAAAGGAGGUCAUAUCGAAGAUGUUUAUUGGCGAGGCGAGAUACAUGAUCGAAGUAAACAAAUUACAGGCGGGCGGCUGGAUCAUGAUGCAAGGAGUGGAUAGCCUCAUUUCUAAAACGGCCACCAUCACCGACCUUCAGAACGAGGAAGCAUGCACUUUUCGGCCGCUGACUUUCCCCACACAGGCCGUUUGCAAAAUCUCUGUUGAGCCUUUGAACCCUUCUGAGCUUCCUAAAAUGCUAGAAGGUCUCCGCUCCGUCAAUAAAACUUAUCCGUUAUUGGAAACGAAGGCCGAAGAAUCCGGUGAAUAUGUCGCAUUCGGUACGGGUGAACUCUAUUUGGACUGUGUGAUGCACGAUCUGCGUCUCAUGUAUUCUGAUAUUGAAGUCAAAGUCUCUGAUCCGGUUACCCGCUUUCGUGAGACCAUCGUGGAGACCUCCUCAAUUAAGUGUUUUGCAGAAACACCUAACCAGAAAAAUAAACUUACAAUGAUUGCUGAACCACUCGAAGAAGGUUUGGCUGAAGAUAUUGAAACAGGAAAAGUCGUUUUACAGUGGUCUAAGAAGAAAAUGAGUGACUACUUUCAAAGCAAGUACGAUUGGGACUUGCUUGCCGCUCGUUCAAUAUGGGCAUUCGGUCCGGAUAACGAUGGGCCCAAUGUCCUCGUCGAUGACACUUUGCCUUCUGAAGUGAACAAGCAGCUGCUCUAUUCCGUGAGGGAUUCGGUCGUUCAAGGCUUCCAGUGGGCCACCCGUGAGGGCCCUCUUUGCGACGAACCUAUCCGGAAUGUCAAGUUUAAGAUACUUGACGCCGUAAUAUCGGAUCAGCCGAUCCAGAGAGGGGGCGGACAAAUUAUACCAACGGCUCGCCGCGUGGCAUAUUCUGCAUUUUUGAUGGCCACUCCGAGAUUAAUGGAACCUUACUAUUCCGUUGAAAUAACAGCUCCUGCUGACUGCGUGGCUGCCGUGUACAACGUGCUUUCUAGAAGGAGAGGUCAUAUCGUGCAAGACGCUCCCAAGCCGGGCUCACCCUUGUACGUGGUGAAGGCCUACGUGCCCGUAAUGGACUCCUUUGGCUUCGAGACGGACUUGCGUAUGCACACCCAGGGACAGGCCUUCUGCACUUCAGAAUUUCACCACUGGCAGAUUGUGCCCGGCGACCCCCUCGAUAAAAGCAUUCAAAUACGACCACUUGAACCUCAACCGCCGUUAGCUCUGGCUAGAGACUUUGUGCUCAAAACUCGACGCCGCAAAGGUCUUAGCGAAGAUGUUUUUAUAAGCAAAUUCUUUGAUGACCCAAUGUUGUUGGAGCUUGCUAAGCAGGACGUGUUACUGAGCCACAACUUUUUAUUACCCACCAGAUUGAACCUCUGGGUAACGUUUUUCGACGUGGUGCUAUUGUCACCUACGAUCGGCUCAAUCAGCACUCCAUUCGAUUACUGGCAGGUAAGAUUAGUUACAGAAUUUGGGACGGCGCACGCUACGCCAACCGCGCAGUGGGCUAUAAAUAUAGCGCUGCUUACAAGUGAGCUGUAUAAACUGCUACAAUGUGACUUGCCCGUCAUUCAUAAUGGUGACCUUAACUGCAAACACGCCGCUUGGGACAGACGAGUUAAUAAUUCGAACGGGAAAAUUCUUGAGAAAAAUGCGCACCAACACAACAUUAGCGUGCAGAGAACCUCAACUCCAGACGCAAUGAAAAAAAGGAGCUGCAUGAGCUCCUAUCGAACCACCUUGUCCGUUUUAUUGGAGCUAGCCAAUAAUUAUGAGGGCGCACUGACAGCUGCCCAUGCUGCUGCGACAACCAGCUGCGUAAUCGCGACGCCGGUUAAUACGCCCGGCUGCUGUUAUGUAAACCCCGACGAUCAACUGAUUUUAAACCCUCCUCACCAACACAUCAGAAAGAAUAUGCCUGUAGCCGAUGAGGAAGGACGGCCAUCUUUUUUCGCACCGUCAAACGGAUUAAAAAUCGUUGCCGCGCACUACUUCCGCCACUUAAUAACGAGCGAUGAAAACGACACUAUCGUGUUGCUACCCUAUGACCCCGCAGGCUUCAGCGAAUGCCAGCAAAUAUCGCCCUGA